ACACCCACUGACACUGCAUCUUCAAGAACACAGCCUCCUAAUUGCUCGCCGGAAAACAUGGCCGCCUCUAAUCCCUCCACCGUCCACCCCAUCUGGUACCAGUUCCUUCUCGGCCGGUGGUUCUCCGUUUUCGCUUCCAUUCUCAUCAUGUCAGUCUCCGGCGCUACCUACAUGUUCGGUCUCUACUCCUCCGAUAUCAAAUCCUCCUUAGGCUACGACCAAACCACCCUUAAUUUGCUUAGUUUCUUCAAGGAUUUAGGCGGCAACGUCGGCGUUAUCGGCGGUCUAAUCAACGAGGUCGCGCCGCCUUGGGUCGUUCUCCUGAUCGGCGCCGUCAUGAAUCUCUUCGGCUACACCAUGAUUUGGAUGGCUGUAACUAGCCGGAUCCCAAAGCCCCAAAUCUGGCAUAUGUGUCUCUACAUUUGUAUCGGAGCUAAUUCUCAGACAUUCGCUAACACAGGGGCUCUCGUUACUAGCGUCAAGAACUUCCCGGAAAGUCGCGGCAGCGUUUUGGGCCUUUUGAAGGGCUUUGUCGGGUUGAGCGGCGCCAUUUUGACCCAGCUUUACCAUGCCUUUUAUGGCAACAAUUCCAAAUCUCUCAUCCUUUUAAUCGCUUGGCUUCCGGCCGCCGUCUCUGUUACUUUCCUCCGUUUCGUUCGACUCAUUAAGGAUCUCCGGCAGCCGAAUGAGCUCAGAGUCUUCUUCCAUAUCCUUUAUAUUUCUCUUGGCCUUGCUGGGUCGUUAAUGGUUUUGAUUAUUCUGCAAAAUCGCCUGAAAUUUCAUCAAAUGGAAUACGCCGGAAGUGCCAUUGUUGUCAUUGCUCUGCUUUUACUUCCUCUGGCCAUCGUUUACAGAGAGGAAUUGAGUGUUUGGAAGACUAAAAUCGAAAGCCCACUUUCGCAAUUAGAGUUAGCAUCUCAACAACAGCCGCCGCCACUGACCUCGGCGGCGCCAGUGGCGCCGCCGAGUCCUCCGUCGGGUUCCUGCUUUGAAAAUACAUUCAAACCCCCAAACAGAGGAGAGGACUACACAAUUCCGCAAGCUGUUUUCAGUAUAGAUAUGAUAAUCCUCUUCAUCGCCACCAUCUGCGGCGUCGGUGGAACAUUGACAGCGAUCGACAAUUUGGGUCAAAUCGGAGAGUCUUUGAGAUACCCAUCUCAGAGCACCACCACAUUCAUCUCUCUCGUCAGCAUAUGGAAUUACCUUGGCCGUGUAGUCGCCGGAUUCUUGUCGGAAUUUCUCUGGAAAAAAUACAAAGUCCCGCGUCCGUUAAUUUUCUUCGUAACAAUGAUUCUAUCCUGCGUCGGUCAUCUUCUAAUCGCAUUCGGAGUUCCAAAUUCGCUCUAUUUUUCUUCAAUUAUCAUCGGAUUCUGCUUCGGCGCACAGUGGCCGUUGAUUUUCGCAAUCAUAUCGGAAAUUUUCGGGCUGAAGUACUACGCAACUCUGUACAACUUGGGGGGAGUGGCGAGCCCGAUUGGAGCUUAUAUACUGAACGUGAGAGUGGCCGGACAUUUGUACGACAGAGAGGCAACGCGGCAGAUGGAGGCGGCGGGGCGGCGGCGAAAUAUUGGGGAGGAUUUGAAUUGCUUGGGAGUGGAAUGUUACAGAAAGGCGUUUCUUAUAAUCACGGCGGCUACUGUUUUAGGGGCGUUUGUUUCGUUGAUCUUGGUGGUUCGGACAUGGAAGUUUUAUAAGGGCGAUAUUUACCGGAAGUUCAGGGAGGAAGCAGGUGAGGAGGUGGAGGUGCAAAUGGCGGCUCCGACGAACAGUGCGGUGGCGAAAAGUCAAACUGCUUAGGGACUUUUAUCCACACUGUGUAUCAUUGUUUAAGGCUCACAAGUUAGUAUAGAAAAUCUUACUGGUCGCAUCAAAUUUUCAUCUUAAAAAGGGUAUUUUAGUCAUUUAAAUCAAAUAGGUGAGUAGUGUAAGGAUAUUUUAGUCAUUUAAACUAAAUAGGUGAGUAGUGUAAGGAUAUUUUAGUCAUUUAAACCAACUAGGUGAGUAGUGUAAGGGUAUUUUAGUCAUUUAAACUAAACAGGUGGGUAGUGUAAGGGUAUUUUAGCCAUUUAUACCGAAUAGAUGAGUAAUGUAAGGGUAUUUUAGUCA
This is a messenger RNA of Cucurbita moschata (crookneck pumpkin), 2106 nucleotides long. RefSeq names its product protein NUCLEAR FUSION DEFECTIVE 4-like. Bases 58 to 1797 code for a protein of 579 amino acids. Gene Ontology annotation, cellular component: membrane. The record is from RefSeq and is a predicted model, not a curated record. The transcript has a single exon. NCBI's taxonomy places the organism in Eukaryota, Viridiplantae, Streptophyta, Magnoliopsida, Cucurbitales, Cucurbitaceae.